Molecule: messenger RNA, 2058 nt
Organism: Neolamprologus brichardi
Lineage: Eukaryota; Metazoa; Chordata; Actinopteri; Cichliformes; Cichlidae
Source: RefSeq, a predicted model, not a curated record
AGACAAGAGGGAGCUGGUUGGUGUCUUUGGUAAAACCGGGGCUGGAAAGAGCUCUUUGAUAAAUGCCAUCAUCAAAGAGAAGAAUAUUUUACCCUCAGGAAGCAUCAAUGCCUGCACCUCAGUCAUGAUCAAAGUGGAAGCUAACACACGUAGCACAAAAUAUGAAGCAGAAAUUGAGUUCAUCACAAAGGAGGAGUGGAAAGAUGAGUUGUGGUCAUUUCGUCAGUUUCUUGACAAUAAUGAAGAUCAGGUAAAGGAAGACGAUGAUGAUUAUCGUGAUGCUGUUGAAAAGCUGACAGCACUGUAUGGAGAAGAAUGGAAAGAGAAGUCCUUUGAAAACCUCAUGGAGAACAAAUAUUUCAAAGAAAUUCCAGAAUUUCUCCAAUCCAGGCGAAAAAUUUUGAGAUGUGAAUCAGCUAAUGAACUUUCUGCAAAAUGUGUCAAGUACACAAGAAGUGAUUCAAAACAAGGAGAAGGUAAUGAAGGAAAAAAGUGGUUUUGGCCACUAGUGAAGUGUGUGACUGUCAGGGUGCCAAACAAGUCUCUUCUCCAGCAUGUCACACUUGUGGACCUUCCUGGAAAUGGUGACUGUAACAAGAGCAGAGAUCAGAUGUGGAAAGGGAUUGUUGGAGAUUGUUCUAUUGUGUGGAUUGUGACUGAAAUUAAUCGAGCAGCAUCAGAGAAAGAGGCCUGGGAGAUCCUGGAAAGUGUCAGUAGUCUGAUUGGAAAUGGUGGCGAAUGUCAGCAAAUUCAUUUUAUCUGCACCAAGUCUGAUCUUCUUGAUGAUUCAGAUGAUCUUUCACGAGCUCAUAUCCAUGAUGGAAUAGUAAUGAGAAACCAGCAAGCCAAGGAUGGAGUAAGGAAAGAAUUCAACAAGCGAAGCAAGAUUAAUAAACACUUCACUGACGACAGUUUCAAAGUGUUCACAGUGAGCUCCAGAGAGUUCCUAAAAGGGAAGCAUCUAAAUCCAGAAGAAACUGAAAUACCCAAACUUCAGGGAUUUUUGCAAGAGCUCAAUGACUGUCACUCUGAGAUAGUAAACUAUGUGAGUGGAGCUUAUGGGAUUCUUGCUUUGAUCCAAGGAGCCAACUCCGGAGGAGUGGAUGAUAAAAAAGGUGAGGUGUGUUCAGAACUUGAGAGAAACAUGAUCCUUCAACUUGCAAAUAUCAACAAAGAAAUGGAAGAGACCAUUACGGCCUUUGAAAAAUGUCUUAAUGAUGGCGUUGAGAAAUCCAAACGUUCAUACGGAGAAAAACUCAAGAACUUCUUGUAUCACGGAAAGAAGGGUGGUGGUUUUCACAGGGUACUGAAGUGUGUCGUUGAGAAUGGUGGCGUCCACAAACCAAAGAGCAGGACCCUAAUUAACCUGAACAUGAUGUUGGCUUCAUGUCUGACUGACAGCAUUGAUGAAGAAUUCAGAAAGACCUUCCCAAAUGACUCAGAACGUGGAGCAUUCAACGGAGUCAUCAAGACUUUUUCUCUUAACACUGAUUCUCUAAUUGAAAAGUACAAAAAUACUGAACUGCAGCUCAGAUUUCUCAAGACAGAGGAAGAAAAAAUUAAGGCAAAACUGAACAGAAUGAUCCGGGAACAGAAGAAAAAAGUCUACAGCAGUUUGACAGAGACAAUUGAGAACAUUAUGGAAGAAGGCUACAAGAAGGCUGCAAAAUUUAGAGGAGAAGGCAUGCUGUACAACAUGAGGGAGACUAUUAAGAACCAUGUGCACUCAAAGAAGGACAUGUUUGAACAGGCAAAAAAUACCAUGUUGGAGAAGUUACACAAUUUAAUGAGACACAUCCUUGAGAUUCUGGAGACUACUAUGAAGGAAUCCUUUGAACUCUCAUUCAAGACUGAUGGGAGCUUACUCCCAGAUGUUUCAACAGAGCUUGAUAUGGUGAAGAAACGUUAUGAUGAACUUCCAGGCACUCCAGAUGAUGAAGUGUCUCUUACUGGGUAACUCCUAAUAUGUUAUCAAUGAUUUGCUGACCAGGUAGAAACUGCAGAAACCUGGACACAAACAGGUCUUACCAGAGGAAGUACUGUUUAAAACAAAAAAAC